GAGCACUCGCGGGCCGGGGCGGCUGGUUCGGCUGCGCGGAGGAGCUGAGGCGACCGCGGGCCCGAGCGCAGGGAGUGAAAACUUGUUGUUGGAACCUUGGGCUGGGGACAGCGGGGUCUCAGGCACAGGCCCUGGCACCCACCAUCCUGCUUCCUGUCUCUGUGGCUCUGACGACUCCAGGGACCUCCUGUGAGUGGAUUCCUGCAGUGUGUCCUUCUGGGUCUGCUCACUUCAUUGAGCACUGUGCCCUUGAGAAACACCAACACUGUAACAGGAUAUAGAGAGGCACUUCUGGGGAAACUAGUAAAGCUCUCUGGACGGUGGGGACCCACACCGAUGGCCUACGAUGUCAGCCACUAACAACAUAGCGCAGGCCCGGAAGCUGGUGGAGCAGCUGCGCGUCGAGGCCGGGAUCGAGCGCAUCAAGGUCUCCAAAGCCUCAUCGGAACUCAUGAAUUACUGUGAGCAGCACGCCAGGAACGACCCCUUGCUGGUUGGAGUCCCUGCGUCUGAGAAUCCAUUUAAGGACAAGAAACCUUGUAUCAUUCUAUAGUUUUGUUCUCUUGUGUGCUCUUCUCUCUCCCUCUCUGUCUCUUUGUCUCUCUCUCUCCCUUUUCUCCGUCUCUCCAGCAGAACAUCCUCCAAUUCUUAGUUCAAGAAAAACGUCUGAGUUCCCAAAACUUUGAAACGCAAAUUUUUCCCCUGCCUUGAUGGGGUAAAAAUUUAGACCCAGCAUCUUAACCCCUUACGAGCCUUGCCAGACCAGGGCUGGUGGCUUCACGACCACCUCCAGUAGAAAACACCGGUGAGGCCAAGCAAUGUGGUAACAAGUUUCCAAAACUCGGAAGUGCUGCUUGAAUGGCGGCCUCAGAGCCAGGAAGGAAAGGAGAGUCAGUUGAGCUGGCCCGGUGGCAGGCUG
Castor canadensis (American beaver) is the source of this 919-nucleotide messenger RNA. The record is from RefSeq and is a predicted model, not a curated record. NCBI's taxonomy places the organism in Eukaryota, Metazoa, Chordata, Mammalia, Rodentia, Castoridae.